GAGGGCAGAAAUGGCGGCGGCGGCGGGGGGCCCGGGGGACUGAGGGAGCGGCGGCGCCCCCGGUACCGGCCCCGGCCCAACAUGAGUCACCCCGAGGCCGACGGCCAGCCCGAGGGCGAGCCCGACGCCAAGCUGCUGCACACCAAGCGGCUGUACCGGGCUGUGGUAGAAGCAGUUCAUCGAUUGGAUGCAAUUGUCAGCAACAAGAUGGCGUACCGGGAGGUAUUCAAACCCGAAAACAUCAGCCUGCGCAACAGGCUGAGGGAGCUCUGCGUGAAGCUCAUGUUUCUGCACCCGGUGGAAUAUGGUCGCAAGGCUGAGGAGCUGCUCUGGAGGAAGGUUUACUACGAAGUCAUCCAGCUUGUCAAAACCAAUAAGAAGCACAUCCACAGUCGGAGCGCUCUGGAGUGUGCCUACCGUACCCACCUGAUCGCAGGCAUCGGGUUCUACCAGCACCUGCUCCUGUAUGUCCAGUCCCAUUACCAACUGGAACUGCACAGCUCCAUCGACUGGACCCAUGUCACCGACCCGCUGAUAGGUCGUAGGAAACUGGUUACUGCUUCAGGCAAGGAAAUGGAAUGGGCUCAAAUGGCUUGUCACAGAUGCCUGAUGUACCUGGGGGACCUUGCACGGUACCAGAAUGAGCUGGCGGGCGUGGACACUGAGCAGCUGGCUGAGAGGUUUUACUACCAGUCGCUAUCGGUGGCACCUCAUGUGGGCAUGCCCUUUAACCAGCUCGGGACACUGGCUGGAAGUAAAUAUUACAACGUGGAGGCCACUUACUACUACCUCAGAUGCAUCCACUCCGAAAUGCCUUUCGAAGGAGCCUACGGGAACCUGAACCGGCUCUUUGACAAAGCUGCCAAGGCCUACCACCAGAUCCGCAGAACAGACACUAAGAAGCUAUCAGUGAGCAGGCAAAGGUCGAGAGACAUCAAGCGUUUGUUGGUCAGUUUCAUGUACCUGCAGAGCCUUCUUCAACCCAAGAACAGCACUGCAGAUGUGGAGGUGACCUCCAUUUGCCAGUCAGUCCUGGAGGAUUUCAAUCUGUGCCUCUUCUACCUGCCCUCCAAUCUCAAUCACAGCGGGUCGAGUGAGGAGGAGGAGGAGUACGACCGGGGCUGCAGCUUCCUACCCGACCUCCUCAUUUUCCGGAUGGUGGUCAUCUGCUUAAUGAGUGUACACAGCCUCAAAAAGACCGGUUUGAAGCAGUACAGUGCUGCCAUCGCCUUCACCCUUGCCCUCUUCUCUCACCUGGUGAACCAUGUCAACAUCCGGCUGCAGGCAGAGCUGGAGGACGUGGAGAACGCUGUUCCUUCCCUGCAGACUGACCAGCCAGACGAGGCAGAGGUGAAGGAGCUCUCGUCAAGGGGCCCGGAGCCCGAGGAGCUGGCGGCCAAGGUGCAGAAUGGGGCGCCAGUCCCUGGUGGCAAGCCCAAGGGCAAGAAGUACUCGCGUCUGUGCCACCUGCGGCGCCGCAGACACCGGCAGAAGGCUGACGAGAGCGACCUGAGCGAGGGCUUCGACUCGGACCCCAGCGAGGACUCAGCCAAGGACAGUGACCGCUCGGACUCCGGCUCCGACAAGAGUGACGAGGAGGAGGAGGAGGCAGAGGCCGCCUUUGACCUGGAGUCCGACUCCGACAUGAACAGCCAGGAGUCGCGCUCUGACCUGGAGGACAUCGAGGAGGAGCCGGGUGAGGGCUGUAGGGGCCCUGGGAGGGGCGGGGAGACGGACACUGGUCCUCUCCCUGCCCUCUGCCCUGACGUCCCUGAGCCUCCGGCCAAUGGCCCGGGCACUGCCAGUGACGCAGCCAUCGCCAGCAACCUCCAGGCCCUGUCCUCCCAACUGUUCCAGCCCAAGAGGUGCUUCAGACUGGCCCCCACCUUCAGCAAUGUCAUGAUCAGGCCCCCGCCUGAGGACCAAGGCUCCACUCCACAGCAGGAGAAACCCUGUGCCAACGGUGUCCUCCAGAGCCCCAGCGUCACUGAGCACGACACCGGCUCUGAUUCAGAGGCCAGUGACACCAGCAACAAAUCACUGCAGAGGGAGAAGACCCCGCUGGAGAAGCUGGAGAUCCUGUCCAACGAGGGCUUGCUGACCACCGUCAAGGUCUUCCUAGACUGGCUGCGCACCAACACGGACAUCAUCCUCAUGUGUGCGCAGAGCUCUCAGAGCCUGUGGAAUCGCCUGUCAGUACUGCUGAACAUGUUGCCGGAAGGAAGGAAGAUGAGAGAACCAGGUAUAUGCAUCAGCGAUGAGAUCGCCCAGCAGCUGAACCACUGUGAGGAGCCGGAUCUGGCCCAGGUUGUGCUGCUUCCGGAAGAUAUGGCCCUCCGCUACCUUCCUGUUCUCAGGACUGCGCAUCGGAAGCUCGGGGUGGAGCAGAUCAGCCUGGCUGCAAACACGCUGGAGGAGUCCAUGGUACGUAUCUGCUGCAUCCGAAGCUUCGGGCACUUCCUGACCCGGCUCCAGAAGAACGUUCUGCAGUACAACCGGGAGCUGGGAAUCUUCAUCAGCAUCAACCAGUGUGAGGAGGAGACGCUGAUGGAGCAGGCACAAGCCCAGUUCCGAAUGGCCGAGGAGGAGGCUCGUAGAAAUCGUCUGAUGCGGGACAUGGCCCAGCUCCGUCUCCAGCUGGAAGUGUCUCAGUUGGAAGGCAGCCUGCAGCAGCCGAAGAGCCAGUCCACAUUGUCUCCGUACCUGAUUCCCAACACACAAGCCAUCUGCCAACAGCUGGCCAACAUCAGGCACCUGGCCAACAGCAGCCGAUUCAUCAUCAUCAUUCCACGCACAGUGAUUGAUGGAUUGGAUUUCCUGAAGAAAGAAAAUUCAGGAGCACGUGACGCCAUCCGAUUCCUGGAAUCUGAGUUCAAGAAGGGAAACCGUUACAUCCGCUGCCAGCGGGACACUGGCAGGGCUGUGGACCGGCACAAGCUGAAGAGACAGGAUCUGGAUGCAUGGCACCUGUAUAAAAUCCUGGACAGCUGCAAGCAACUGACGGUGUCUCAGGGCACUGGUGAGGAAGAGGUGGCAGGGAUGGUCACCAUCCUGACAGAAUUCUCCCCGGAUGAUCCUGGAUCGCUCUCUAGUAAUGUGCAGGCUGCACUACAAGCGGCACACAAUUCUGGUGUGGAUGUCAGAAACAUCCUGGACUUCUACAGACAGUGGAAAGAGAUGGGCUGAAGGUGGAGGCAGCGAACUAGGGGUCACAACCUCGGGAGAACGUCUUCAGACAAAAACAAAACCGCGCACACACGGCAGAGGUGCCUGAGGGAAGCUGGCUGGACUGCUGUGGUGUUCAUCGUGACCCGAAGCCCGAAUCUACGUGGCACGAAAAUCGAGCAGAAACUCAGCACCUGUGAGGGAAAUUUUUUUUAAAAAUACGCAAUGUAAAGGGUGGAGUAAAGGCUGGAUAUUCUGCCCCUGGUUUUAAAUACAGACCCCUGCAGAGAAAUGGUGUAGGAGGUGGGAGAGGCUGCAGGGAAGGAGCCCUUGUGGCAUGAGUCUCGGCCAAGUGCCUGGUCCCUCUGCUGCAGUGGCGUGGAGCUGCCAUCUCCCCUCCUGGGCCCUGGAAGUGGGCAGAGAUUGAUCAGAACCCCUGCCCCUCGGCGAUUCCUCCUCCACCUCUCCCUGCCUGCCCUCUGUAGACAGAGCCCCUCCCAUUCCCGGUGGUCUCUCUCCCCCUCACCUUCAGGCCAGGAGUCUCCCUCUGACAUGCCGGAGGUUGGAACCUGCCCGCUGGCAGGACAAACCUCCCCCACCCCCCAAACCUCCCAUCAGUUGCCCGGGCAAUGCUACUCACUGGGGUCUGGUGCAGCCACUUCCUGGGUGUUGGGGGAGGGGAGAGGGGAAUAUACUUGCAUGAGGGAGAGGGGUGUGGGGAGGAGACGGUGGGUGAAGGAGAGGGAGGGGCUGAGGGUAAGGGAAGGGUUUUGGAGGGAGGAGAAAUGUGACGGAGGAGGUGGUCCAUUCACCUUUCUGUUGCCUCUGCCCUUGCCAACAGUGUUCCCCCAUCCUGCCUGAUGCCCCGGUUCUGCUACAUCAUGCAGGCCAAGGAUUUCCUGGGCGUUCCUGCACCCAAAAUCCCUGUGAAAUUCCUCCAGAACUCAUCCCUGCUUCCUUCCAGUCGGGAAGAGGAGCUAUCUCAGUUCCUCUAUCUGUGGACCAGUAGGUCCCGUGUCUCCAGAACCUGAUUCCUGAAAUGAGAGAGAUGGCCUCCCUCCCCUCCCAGCCCCCCAAUCCCACUCACCUCCUGAUUCCUGGCUGUUCACUGAAGGGGGCCUCGGUUACUUGGUGCUGGUGUUGUGGCUGUACAUUGGUUGUUGCUGUAACCUGGAUCAAAGGCCAAUCUUUCAGCAGUUUGGGGAUUCUGUUUCCCUGAAGCAAAUUCCACCCUAAAACAGGCGACUCCCUUUGCUGUUGGGAGAUGCACCAAGCCUCACACCCAACCUUCCCUCACCCCUACUCAGGAAUGUUAAUGGCCCAUUCACACCCUUGGUCCAGAGUGUGGAGCCAACAAAAACAGGGGAGCUGGGCUCUGUAAAUCUCAGGGUGAGUGAGGAGAGUUUGUAGAUGGGGGGAGGGAGGUGGAGAGGGGUUUGUGGGGCUCUGGAGACAGGGUGGGUUUGGGGAGAGGGGAGGGACGGAUCACUGGGAAGGGGGCUCAGUGGGGUACUACUGCCACCUGGUUUGUGUUUCUUUGUGCUCACUGUUGCUUGGUGUUGCCCUGCUGUUGUGACGUAUGUAACUGGAGUGUGGCUGAUGUUUGGGAGCUUACUGUGAGAGUUGGGGGUCAGAGCUCCCUGCAGGAUGCUGACAGCUGAAGCAGUGCUGGGGUUAAGGGGGGCACUUGGGUGGAUUUGGUCAGAAGUUACCCAUGCCCCACACUGCGCUGCAUUCAAUGUGUUCUCAAGUAUCAUUUCAUUUUUCUUGUGAAAACAAAAGAUGAUUCAAAAGUGUUUCUCAAACGUAAUUUAAAAGAAAAUUCAAGAAACCUUUCAAUUCCAGUAGAGAAAAGGCAAUAAAGGCUUGGAAUUAUUGUGGGA
Pristis pectinata (smalltooth sawfish) is the source of this 5048-nucleotide messenger RNA. RefSeq names its product SMG5 nonsense mediated mRNA decay factor (gene smg5). Lineage: Eukaryota; Metazoa; Chordata; Chondrichthyes; Rhinopristiformes; Pristidae. Bases 82 to 3186 code for a protein of 1034 amino acids. Gene Ontology annotation, molecular function: telomeric repeat DNA binding; telomerase RNA binding; protein binding. The record is from RefSeq and is a predicted model, not a curated record. Gene Ontology annotation, biological process: nuclear-transcribed mRNA catabolic process, nonsense-mediated decay. Gene Ontology annotation, cellular component: telomerase holoenzyme complex. The transcript has 22 exons.